Vespa mandarinia (Asian giant hornet) is the source of this 10701-nucleotide messenger RNA. RefSeq names its product spalt major (gene salm). NCBI's taxonomy places the organism in Eukaryota, Metazoa, Arthropoda, Insecta, Hymenoptera, Vespidae. Gene Ontology annotation, molecular function: DNA-binding transcription factor activity, RNA polymerase II-specific; RNA polymerase II cis-regulatory region sequence-specific DNA binding. The record is from RefSeq and is a predicted model, not a curated record. Gene Ontology annotation, biological process: regulation of transcription by RNA polymerase II. Gene Ontology annotation, cellular component: nucleus.
AGGGUGGGAAAAAGAGAGAGAGAAAGAGAGAGAGAGAGAAAAGGAAAGGAAAAGAUAUCAAGUGUAGUGCGCGAAUAUCUUCAACAAUUUCGCUACGUGAUAUUCGUGAUAGGGAGUAAAUUAAAAGAAAAAAGAUAUAGAGAAAGGGAAAGAGAAAGAAAGAAAGAAAAGGAAAGAGAAAGGGAAAAAGAGAAAGAGAGAGAGAGAGAGAGAGAGAGAGAGAGAGAGAGAGAGAGAGAGAAGGAUAGAAGGAUCCCGGCCACGUGCGAAGCGAUUACGCGAGGGAACGAUACUACGACUACUAACAGUGUGUGUGAGUGUGACGACAAGAGGAAACUUUGUGAGAACGAUUAAAGAAGAAAUUAUUGAAAUUGGUGUUUGUUAGGGGAUGGGUUAAAGGGCAAAAAGGUAGAGCUAUCUAUCGAGAAGAGAGAGUUUCUAUGGAUUACUGGCCGAGUUGACACGGCCGCCGGCCGAAUCCUUUUUUCUCCAUCACCAUCGUCAUUAUCGUCGUCGACGUCAUCAUCUUCUUCUUCUUCUUCUUCUUCUUCUUCUUCUUCUUCUUCUUCUUCUUUUUCUUCCUCUUCUUCUUCUUCUUCCUCUUCUUCUCCUUCUUCGUUAUCCCUAUAUUGAAGAGCAUUCUGUGCCUCUCUCUCUCUCUCUCUCUCUCACACACACGCACGCACACACACACACACACACACACUUCGUCCCUCUCCAUCUCUCUUUCUCUCUUUCUAUCCUCUCUCUCCCUCUCUUUCCUGUCUAUCCAACGGACAACGAAAAAAAUAAAAGAGGAAACGUUAGAGAGAUGCCUAUGGAAUCGUCAAAGGUACGGAUUUACCUUUGGGUGGUGCUGCGACGACUUCACGAAGGCGUCGUCGAUCGUGUUAAAGAAAGAAAGAGAUAAGAAGGAGUACGAAGAUGAUAGAAGUAUACGUGACGAAUUAAAAGUGUUAGAGACAUGGUGCUUGUUCAUUCGAUCACGAUUUAUGAUAGGUGUUAUGAAAGUACUGUACGUUUAAUUAUACUUCCGAAGGAAGGUAGGAAGAAGAAGAAGAACGACGAUAACGAAGUAUGAAUAAUAGUGCGUAUAGAUCUUGGACGACUGAAUAAUUGAUAAUAUUAAAAACGGGAAAUAACGUGUUAAAUCUGUGUUGCUCCGAAACAGAGAAAAAAAAAACGAAACAAAACAAAAGAAAAGAAAAGGAAAAGAAAGAUCGAAAAGAAGGAAGGCCAAUUUAUAUUAGAAUAGCAGAAACAAUCUGAAGAAGAUCGUAUUAAAGUAGUAGCAUCCGGCCGCCGCAGCUCUAAUCCCCAUUGCGGGAUCGCGCACGAGCUAGCGCGUGAGGAACGGUGCGCGCGCGAGAAUCUAUUUUUUUUUCCAAAGAGUUGAAGGGAUGUCACGGAGAAAGCAGGCCCGACCGAGCCGUGCCCAUCUCGAGGAGGAUCUUAUCCAGGGCCCUCUCCUGAUCGAUCCGGUUGGAAGCAUCAUUAACGAGAGCCGAGAGGAAAAUGAUUUCAUAUCGGACGGCGAGGAGAGUGGCGGCGGUGGAGGAGGAGACGAAGCGGUUGAUCUUACAGCGGCUCGAACUCAUCACGGAGAUGAGGAUGAAAAGGAUCAAGAGGAUCCUUUGGAGGAAGAUGAGGAAGGCGUCGACGAGCAAGACGAACAGGACGAGGACGAAGAAGGCUCGCGAAAGCAAAUGCACCAUCGGCAGGACGCGGAAAACAAUAACAACUUCGUUGAGGGUGGAGCGAGUAGCGGGAUCUUUCCACCGGCUGGUACUAGUCACGUCACACUCGAAGCCCUUCAAAAUACGAAAGUGGCCGUCGCUCAAUUUGCGGCCACUGCACUCGCCGGUGGUGCGGACAGUGAGGCAGCUCUACAGGACUUGGCCCUUUUGCAAAGUACGCUAUACACGCUUCAACAUCAGCAGGUUUUUCAAUUGCAGCUGAUAAGUCAGCUGCAACAACAAUUAUCUAUUACUCAUGGCCAAUCUGUGCCACAAUCGUCGACGGCUGAGCCACCCAAUAGCAAGGAAGCUUCGCCGUCUCCUGUCCUGCAUCCGAAGGCAUUGUCUACAUUGACCUCGCCACCUUCCUGUCGAUCACCUAGCAGUAGUCAUCGUCAACAAAGCUCGCCGGCGCCGGCAACGCCUAAUCUACCCCAAGAACGGCCUACGCCUAGCAGCAGUGCUUCUCCUCUGAAUCUGCCGCUGCCAGCUACGCCGAACGUCUCCUCGAGCAUACCAACGACGAGUAACAAUAGCAAUCUAGCGUUGUCUCAUCAGAUGCCGCCGCUAUGCUCGAUAAGCUCGUCCUUGGCGUCCUCGAUAAUAACCAAUACGGAUCCACCGCCGCUUCACGAACCCAACACCUUGGAAAUGCUACAGAAACGAGCGCAAGAGGUGCUGGACAAUGCCAGUCAAGGACUAUUGGCUAAUAACCUCGCGGACGAGCUCGCCUUCAGGGGUGGCAAAGGUUCUCGGCUCUCGCCUUACGACUCGAAAUCAGGUGGCAGCCGGGGAGAACAUUUCUUCAAGCACCGAUGUCGUUACUGCGGCAAGGUUUUCGGCAGCGACUCGGCCCUACAGAUCCACAUACGAUCCCAUACAGGUGAGCGACCCUUUAAAUGCAACGUCUGCGGCAGCCGAUUCACCACGAAGGGAAACCUGAAGGUCCACUUCCAGAGACACACGGCUAAAUUUCCGCACGUUAAAAUGAACCCAAAUCCCGUCCCCGAGCAUCUCGACAAGUAUCAUCCGCCUCUCCUUCAGCAGAUAGCCUCGGGUCAGAGGCCAAUGCCGUCUCCGCCACCUCCGCCCCCUUCGCAUCAUCCCUCGUUUCAUCCAGCGGCUACGGCCCACGGAUUUCUUCCUCCUCAACCACCUCUGCCACUCAGUCUCGCCUUACCCGGAAUGCCACCCCUUUACCGGUCUCCCAUUAUUAAUCAUCGCGACGACCAAGAGUUACCGGAAAACUUGAGUAAACCCGUAACCACGGUACCGACGGCCACCUCGCCCCUCUCCCCAGCUGCUCUCUCCAACUCCCACCAUUCCUCUUUCCACGAUAAUCAUCAACAACAGCAGCAAAAGCAACAGCUCGAGCAAGAGGAAAUCAAAAUGGAACAGCGUUCGCCUCUUCAGGAACAAUAUCAGCAACGACCGACUAGUAGGGACGGUACUGAUAGAAUAACGCCGAAGAAAGAACCUGAGGAUACCGAGGAACCAGUGGAAGAGGAGACCGAAGAUUUUGAAGAAACAAGGCGAUAUCUCGCUUCGCCGCCUUCUUCGGCUAACCCCCCCUCGCAACCUCAAACCUAUGAGGACUGUAGUAUGGAUAGUAAGAUAAGUGGCAGAUUGGAGGCCGAUGGUGAUAUGGAGGUGGACGAGGAGACCGAGGAACAACCGGAAAAUCUUUCUAGUCGAGGUACGGCCGGUCGUUUGCCUCAACAAAUCGUCGCCUAUCCCGGAGCAUCGCCGGCUAGUAGCAGUGCAAGCAGCGGAAGCGUUCAAACGUCUUUCGCCGGGAUUUUAUUCCCUGGGCCACCUGGUCAUCAUCAAAUACCACAUCACACUGUCGCGAACGCGAGCGUGACGCCAACCGUGUCGGCGGCCGAGAUGAUCGUCGACCCUGCCAAGGAUCCGGCGAUAUAUUCCAGUCUCCUUCCAAGACCCGGAAGCAACGACAAUUCUUGGGAGAGUCUGAUCGAAAUAACGAAAACGUCGGAAACAUCGAAAUUACAACAAUUGGUCGAUAAUAUCGAACACAAAUUGACCGAUCCAAAUCAAUGCGUUAUUUGUCACAGAGUACUCUCUUGCAAGAGCGCCCUGCAAAUGCAUUAUAGAACGCAUACAGGAGAACGUCCGUUCAAGUGUAAAAUCUGCGGGCGAGCUUUUACCACGAAGGGCAACCUCAAAACCCACAUGGGUGUACACCGUGCGAAGCCACAGCUUCGAGUGUUUCAUCAAUGUCCCGUUUGUCAUAAGAAGUUCACGAACGCUCUCGUGCUACAGCAGCACAUACGUCUGCACACGGGUGAGCCUACCGAUCUCAGUUUGGAACAGAUACAGGCAGACGAAGUGAACGAAUUUCCCCCUGGCUAUUCGCAUCAUCCAUUAGCCUCUUUCCUACCUCAAGGAUUUCCACCGAUACAUCCGACGAGCGCGGGUUUCUCCCUAGGAUUUCCACCCUCCCGACAGCCUACCAUAGAACGACAACACCAGAAAAACGACGUAGACGUUAAGGAAGAACCCCAACAGCAACAGCAUCAACAACAACAGCAACAGCAACAUCAAUUACAUCAUCAUCAUCAACAGCAACAGCAGCAACAACAGCAGCAGAGAUACAUGGAAGAACACAACGAGGAAGUGGAAGAGCAAGAAGACGAAGAGGAAGAUCGCAGGGAGGAUGACGAAAGGUGCGAGGUCAAUCGCGAUAGGUGUAUCCCGGACACCGAGGAGGAACAGGAUCACGAGAACGAGGAAAGCGAACAAAAAGAAAUCUCUCUAUCUACCUUCUCGACCUCUUUGGCUGCUUUGGAGAAUCAAGUGCGAACGAUCACGACUACGGCGACCGGCACGGCCUCGAUCGUCGCGAGAUCACCUUCCUAUCAUCGUUACAACGGCAGCGACAAGAGCAAUAGUCCUCCCACCGGUGGGGCACCCCUCGAUCUCACCCCUCGAGCCUCAUCGACGCCAGCCUCGGUAUCAUCCGCAGCGACGCCGCCACCCCAGACGACACCCCAUCACGCGCAUCCUUUCGGAAUGUUCGCAGGCCUCUUGCAGACGGUCUCCUCCUCGCCUUCCACCAGCACCAUGGGAUCCUCCUCCAGCAUAAACAGUGUCACUUCGAUGAAUACCGUCGCUCCUGGCAGCGGUGCCAGCGGUCCACUAGCCUCCCUCACUACAUCGGCAGUCCUUGCUGCCACAUCGACCUACAAUCCGCUCGGCCUAGCUGUCGGAGGGCCAGCAGUACGUGGAAACACUACGUGUAAUAUCUGCUACAAGACAUUUGCGUGCAACUCUGCUCUGGAGAUUCAUUAUCGAAGUCACACGAAGGAGCGGCCUUUUAAAUGCAGCAUAUGCGACCGAGGAUUUUCGACGAAGAAUGCUGGAUCGGACGUAUGCUCCUCGUGCGCGGAGCAACGAAAGCCCUUUGCCAUAAAGGGCGCCCCACAAACGAAUAACCGAUAUCAGAGCGAGGAGAGAAGAACGUCGACUAGCGGAAACGAGGAGAAACCCAAACGCAGGCGGCGGAGGCCUGAGGAACGGAAGAACCGGGGGCGGACCGGGACCGGAGGGGGGCGGGGGCUGACGUCUAUCUAUUCAACCGUCCGCCUGCCCCCGCUGAUGCCACCCGCCCUCGGACUUCUCACCUCGGACCACGUCUUCCUGGGCAAUAUGAAACAGCACAUGCUGACACACAAAAUACGCGAUAUGCCACCCCAUCUCUUCACCGAUGCGAAACAACAACACCAACAACAAAGCCAGGAUCACGAGAGUUCUAGGAGUCCUAUGUGCAGCGACGAUUUGAGUUUACCACCUCCACCUCCACCUCCACCACCACCACCGCCGGUACCACCGGCGUCAAUCGAGUCGGCAGUACCAAUGAAGAGAUCUCCACCCGAGGGUGAUCUUCCGGCACCAAAAAGACCACCCAGCGUGCCGAGUAAACACUUGUGCCAGAUUUGCAAUAAGAAUUUCUCAUCAUCUUCGGCGCUCCAGAUCCAUAUGAGAACUCAUACUGGCGACAAACCAUUCCGAUGCACCGUCUGCCAGAAGGCCUUCACCACCAAGGGUAAUUUAAAGGUACAUAUGGGAACCCAUAUGUGGACCAACGGAGCCUCGCGGCGAGGACGACGCAUGUCGUUGGAUCUGCCACCUCUGCCCAUCACUCCCAAGGACUCGGAGUUCCUCCAGCGACGGCCGGAUCUCUUCUAUCCUUAUCUACCCGCGCCAUUCCUUAACGGAGUACAGCAAAAGCUGAACGAGAUAUCGGUGAUCCAAAGUAACAACGGUUUGCCGGCACACUCGGUAGGCGCGGCAAAGUACGCAGGACUAUUUGGUUCCGUGUACAGUGGAAACGGAGGAGGCUUCCCUGGGGACAAACAACCGAUGGCGCCAACCAGCAACGGGCCCUUGGUCGACGGCAAACCAGCGAUACCAACAGGCUCGAUGCUUUUCCAAACGCCAUCGCCGUCUCAUUCGCCGGGUACACCUUCCUCUAACAGCGGAAAUCAAAAUUCGGCUAGUGUUCCGUCGUGGACGACGAGCACCGGCGACCCUCUUCAACAUCAUUUCGACAGAGAGCCACCAAGUAGAACAGAGAACGCAGCUACACCACCUACGGCGAGAUUACCGCCACCUUCGGCCCCAAGAGGUGAAGGGCUCGCCGCGUGAACCUCGACAUAUCCUUGGAUUUUCUUGUAAAAUCCGUAACUCGCUAUUUAUGUACAGUAUAGAAAUAAUAAUAAACAAAACAAAAAAGAGAAAAGAAAAAAAAAAGAGAGAAAAGCAGGAGGAGAAGAGAUCGGACCUUCGCUAAGUCCCGACCGGACUCACGGACUGGCUCAUCCACGAAAAAUGGAGUUUACGAUUUAUCCUCCGUCCCCGAGUGACAUAAAAGGAAGUGACCAUAACGAUACGAGAGAAGGAACACGACCAACGUCGAACGUUUUCCCGUGACUAACGAGCUCUAAAAUGAGCCUGUGCAUUUUUUUUAUUAUUAUGAUUAUUAUUAAUCUCGGGACUCAAACGGACUACAGCGCCGCUCCCGCCGUCGUCAUUUCUUCGAGUGAGCCGAAUAUCAGAAGAACGGUUUGUCCGGUAUCACUGUUCCCUUUAUUUCUGUCUUCAUUUCAUCAGUGUUCCAAAACUCAAAGAACAUCAAAUGUUCUUUCGUGUUAUUUUCCUACCUAAUAGAUAUCAAUAAUUAAUGUAUAAAUGAAUGAUAACGAGAUCUACGUUUUUUUCUCUUUCUCUCUCUCUCUCUCUCUCUCUCUCUCUCUCUCUCUUUUUCUCUCUCUUUCUCUCUCUCUCUUUCUCUCUCUCUUUCUCUCCUUUAAUAUAUCCAUAACUCUAUAUUAUACAGUGGUGCUACGGAUAAACGAAUGACGACAUCAUGUUCCUAUUAUAACACUAGUCUUAACGCGUAGAAAUGAUCGAUAGGUAAAUCGAUUCGAUAUUUGACUGCUUCCAGAUAGCUUAGGGAGCAAAAAUCAUACGAAGUCACUGACUCCGGGAAAUAUUUCGAAACCGGACCGUUUCGCGUUACUCCUUGCUCUUUUUAAUUAAUGCCUAUCCACACACAUAUACACACAUACACAAACACACAGAUAUACAGGCAAACGGUCAAACACUUACACAAAUGAAUACAUCACAUUUGUAUGCUCGAAAUACGCGCGAUCGGGUCCUCUAAGAAUUCGUUGAUAACGUCGAACCUUUUUAGGGUGAGGGAUUCAAAGAAGAACGCGAUGCCUAGACUGAGCUCGUUUACUUUGGCCGAUUAAUGAAAUCAGUAAUUACGGACAAAGUGUGAGCCAAAAGACACGUGGUGUCACGUCGACUUAAAAUUCCCUGAACUCUGACCGUCCAUUCGCGACAGUGAUGGUCACCUCACUUAGAAUUAUCUAAAGCUAUUCUAUAAAUAUAUACAUAAAAUGUAUACAUAUAAAUCUAUAUAUAUAUAUAUAUAUAUAUAUAUAUAUAUAUAUAUAUAUAUAUAUAAGAAUAAAAAAUCAUUGUAUUCGAGCGAAGGGGCGUGAAUGUGUGAGUUGUAUACACUUGGAGAGCACGUGUCAAACUUUCCCUUUUUAAAUAAAAGGGAAAAAAGAAAGGGAAACUUGAGAGCAAGAUGAAAGAAUGCGUGUGCGUGAGUAAGUAUGUAAGAAUGAGUGAGAAAAUAAUGGCUCAUGCGAAAAAAAUAUACACACAUAUAUAUAUAUAUAUAUGUAUAUAUAUAUAUAUAUAUAUAUAUAUAUACACAUACACACACACACACACAUAUAUAUAUAAAUAAAUAUAUAUAAAUAUAUAUAUAUAUAUAUAUAUAUAUAUAUGUUUAUAUAUGCAUAUAUAUAUGUAGGUGUAAUUUAGAGGCGGGCCCGGCAGCGCCCCUCGCUGUGAUAUGAGAGGAGCAGCCUGCAAUCACUAAACCAUUGUACUUAUAUCUUGUAUCAUAGUAUUAUAAAAGAAUAAUAAUAAACUAAUUAUUAUAUCGUCAUUUACUCGUGCGCACGAAAGAAAAUAUAAAAAGAGGAGGAAGAGAUGAGAGCUUUGGCUCUCAUUCUAACGCCGUACAUAAAGUCUCGUCGUGUCUCUCAUUCUAAUUAAUUAACGCGCUACCGCUAUCGAUAGAACGCCCAAUCUUCCGCUGCAAUAGAAAUCUCAUUCGCCGUGCAAAACAACGUCUACUUUCGCGUCAAACAUUCGCAUAUACAUAUUAACAUAAAUCAAUACAUACAUACGCGUGUACGUAUACGUACAAAGAAAUUCAUAUGUAUGUAUACGUACAAUACAUACAUGCAUACAUGCAUACAUACAUACAUACAUACAUACAUACAUACAUACAUACAUACAUAUACGUACAUACAUACAUACAUACGAAAAAAAGCAAACAUGUACACGAGAAUCGGUGUUUCUCCGGCUAUUUCAACUAACGAUUUUCGUGUUAAACAGUAUUUUAUAUAUAGAUGGAUAUAUGUGUAAAAAUAUAUACCGUUUUAAUAUCGUCCGAGUCUUCCACGGGUCUAAAAAAAAUUAACUUUUAACGUUCUUUUAUAUAACUAAUGUCUUUAUCAUAAAUGACGAAAACGUAUGGACGAAUUAUACUUAUUGUAUAUUAUUAUAUAAAUUCAUUAAUUUAUUCUUCAAACGUGUUACAUACAUAUAAUGUAUAUUCGUUGCAAAGAGAAUUUAUAAUUCGCAGGAAGUCGAGUAUGUAAUAAAUUAUUGUUUCUCAUUCGGUAUAUGUGUAUAUAUAUUAUAUAUAUUAUAUAUAUACACACGGUCUUAUUACUAUUUAAAAUCAAAAUCAAAUAAAUAAUUAUCGAUAAUAUAUAUCGUCGCGUUUUUAUAAAACUAAUAUUUAUUUCGGAUAUUUAUCGCGCAAAUUUUAAAGCAAAAACUCUGAAACGAAUACGAGAAAGAGAUGCAAGCGUGUGUCAUUCAACUUUAAUCCCAAUAUAAUAUAAAUGAUAUUACGAAUAAUGUCAAAAAUAUCGAACAUAAUUAUAUAGUAAGAAAUAUACACUAUAGAAUAUGUUCUCUAAGCGUAAUUAUGAUUUCAUCUUCGUUUUACACUGUCGUUAAGUACAAGCACGUACUUCAUGAAAUAAAAACGAAUGCGUUCGCUUUUUAUACAUUUAUCAUGAGAUACUUUUAUUUAUAAUUAAAAUUUAUAAAAUAUCGGAAUUUCUGCUUAAGUAAUUGCGAAAACCGAAUAAUACAAUGAGUGAUAUUAAAAAUUCGUGAACUUAUAAAAUCACUAUCUUUAAAUAAUUAUUUGAAUAACUAAAUUAUUUUGCGGGAAAAGAAUAAAUAUCGAUAUUGAAGAUAUAAAUAAUAAUUAUUAACAGGAAUUCUGAUAUAGAAAUGAUUUUAUCGAAUUAAUGGACAAAUGUUUUUUCAAUCCAAAAAAUUUUGCGACUAAAUAUCUUACUAAGUGUAUUCUUUAACACGUUGAACGUUAUAAUUAUAUCAUAGAUACAAUCGUCUAAAAUAUUUAUUUACAAAAAUAUUCGCAAGGUUAAUUAAAGGAAGAGUAAAAUCUAGUCAAAAAAAAAAUAUAUAUAUAUAUAUAUAUAUAUAUAUAUAUAUAUAUAUAUAUAUAUGAUACUAAAUUGAAAAAAAAAAAAGAAAAGAAUGAAAGAUACUAGAUGAAAAUGUCGAUUGAUAGAGAAUUCAACGUGUUAAAGUGAAAAAAUGAUUAUUGAAAUAUAUUAACGACGAUAUUUUGCUUUUUGAAAAAAUUCAAAUAUCCAGAACUGACAUGGAAAUUGUUCCUUACAAAAUUUCCGUUCGUCUAUUUAUAGUCUCGUCGGUGAAAAUUUUCUAAUGCAUUUAUAAUUUUUUGUUAUAGUUUUCUAACGGCAAAAUUUCAUUAACACGAAAAUCGUUAAAACGUAAUGCAUCAGCGUUACAUAUAAAUGUAAAUAAUCGUUAAGAAGCAAAAACUUAGAGGAGAAAAUCGAAUACUUUGAAAAGAGCAAGAGUCGGAUCGUAGCUCUUUUACGAAAAUCAACUGGGAUUAUAAUUAUAAUUAAGUAUAGCGUAAUCGGGUAUAAAGAAAAAAUAAAAUAAAAUAAAAUAAAAUAAAAUAAAAUAAAAUAAAGUAACACUCUUUGGAUUACGCAUUAGAGCGUAAGGUCCAAAUUUUUCAUAAUAUAAGUAAUUUCGAUGUGUACCUAAAAAUACAUGUCGUGAUAUGUGUCGCAUAAGUCGUUCUCAGGUGUGAAUAAUGAACAAGUUCUCCGAUGUGGACGGAUAGAGAAGGCCGCCGUGAGAAAUCAUCGUCCUGCCGUGAGCCUCGUAAAAUUGUCCAAAAAUUAUUGCUUACGACUUCGGGUUUCUGUAAAUAUUGUAUAAUCCAUGUAUAAACAUUUCUCUAGCUAUAAAACGUAUCACUGUAGUCAGACACGUUACGAAUCAUUAUAACUAUAUCACUUCAAUAAUAAACCAUUAUUAUGAGACGAAGAAG